This is a messenger RNA of Selaginella moellendorffii, 1860 nucleotides long. Its product is annotated as elongator complex protein 5. Gene Ontology annotation, molecular function: tRNA binding. The record is from RefSeq and is a predicted model, not a curated record. Gene Ontology annotation, cellular component: elongator holoenzyme complex; nucleus; cytosol. The coding region runs from base 81 to 1091 and encodes 336 amino acids. NCBI's taxonomy places the organism in Eukaryota, Viridiplantae, Streptophyta, Lycopodiopsida, Selaginellales, Selaginellaceae. Gene Ontology annotation, biological process: tRNA wobble uridine modification. The transcript is spliced from 9 exons.
GCGCAACCACGAGCAAGAGGCCAAGUGCCAGCCACCGCUGCGCCAUUGCGCAACCUAACCCUAAAAUCGGGCACCACUCCAUGGCGGAAGCGAGCAUUGCGCGCGUGCUGCGCAGCGGGGCCGCCGAUGGCGAGCACGCGGCUGCCGUGAUGGUGAUCAACGCCGUCGAUACAACAGCCGGGUUGGGCAUCUUCAGGCAUUUUGUGGAAUCGCUGGCUGCCAACCUUGCGUCGGGAGCGGCACAAGCGAAAGGAUUGGUGUUGGUCGCAUCGUCUUCUAGUCCGCAAACUUAUUUCUCCGUGCUGAGAAAUGUGUCAUCGUCCUGCUUUCAGGUUCUGGACUGUUUUUCGGAUCCCCUGGGGUGGGAUAGGCUGAUCUCGCCAAACACAACUAGUCUGGAGGAGAUGAAAGCUAUCGACGUGAGGAACCUCAGCUCUCUUUUCUCAAAAAUUCACGAGGCUGGCAAAGUGUUCGCCGAUAAGCAACCUAAAGGAAGAUUUGCUGUCGCGAUUGACUCGCUGACCUUUUUGAUGCGGCACCACUCUUUGGCCGCAGUCUCGAGCUUUAUUUGCCAGCUUCGGGCUCUCGAUAGCGUGUCUGCAAUCCUGUGGUUCACGGAUGGUGGUCUGCAUCAGGCCAGGGUCGUGGACGCACUGGAGUAUAAUGCAACAGCCACCGCUUUUGUGGAGCCGCAGUUGGAUUUUCUUGACGCGAGAGGUGUCGGAAGGCUACGAAUCCGGCACAAGCGAAGAAACGGGCGGGUCUCAGAAAAGGUGGAUGAGUUCAGGGUGGAGGUUGGGAGGUUCAACUUCUUCCCCGUGGAGCUUGGCACCAAAGUAGACAAUGUUGAUGCGAUUCACAAGGUUCAGUUUAGACUGCACCUGUCAGACAAGGAAGUGGAAGACAGAUCCAGAGUGAGACUUCCCUUCGAACACCAAGGGGACGGACAGGAGGUGCGAAUAUAUGACGGUCGCCAGUCAGAAGCUGGAGUCGAAACAAAAUCUUCCAGCGGCAGCAUUCACUACCUGCGGGAUUCCGAUGACGAAAUGCCAGAUUCCGACGAAGACCCCGACGAUGACUUGGAUAUCUGAGCAGGAACUCUGGCCACUCAACCAUUAUACAACGAGUUUAAACUUUACACGGAGACUUGCGGAUUUUCAAGCGAACAUAUUUCACCUGAGAAAUGGUGUGGAAGAACGUCUUCUCAAGCACUUCGUCUGGAAUUCCGGAUCCAAACAUGGACUGAGCAACGAACUAGAGUCCAGGGAGGUGGGAGUUGAGCGUGACGAUGACUUUGGCGUUGGUCUUCCCCACGCUCAUCUGCCAGUGGAUGAGACCCUCAUGACUUCGCCCUUGGUGAUCACUCUGGCAUACAGCCGGCUGUCCGAGGUGAUGAUAGCGGCGUGGACGCUGCCUUCUUCGACGUAGACGAGCUCCGAAGCUCGGGGAUGGGUGUGCGGAACGAUGAUCCCACCCAGUGCGAAGUCGAGCCUGCCAAUGGACAGGCCCAGCCCCGGGAAGAGUUGGACUGUUCCAAAGGUGGCACCAGCUCGGUCCACGUUGGUGAAUUUGGAAGAAUUGACGAGGCCGCAAUAGAUGAAGUGGGCGUUGAUAUUCAAGUCCAUGGUGAGAUUAGCGAUGCAGAAGUCCUGGAGGGGGGUCCGGGUCGGACGAAACAGCCGAGCCGACGAAGAAAGCGAACAACACCAGAGUGCAGGAGAGUCAUACAUACGAUCGGUCGAUAAGCUUGUCGAAGGAGUGGGGGGAUGGCUGGAUUUGAUCACCGAUGCACGGGGAGUUGCGUUGUGCGCACGCAACUCGAUUCGAUUCAAUUCAAAGCUGCAAUUAUCUCUUUGGUAA